AUGCCUCUGCAGGGGCCCCAGAGGAGGCUGCUGGGCUCCCUCAACUCCACCCUCCCAGCCACCCCCUACCUCGGGCUGACCACCAACCAGACGGAGCCCCCGUGCCUGGAAGUGUCCAUUCCUGAUGGGCUCUUCCUCAGCCUGGGGCUGGUGAGCCUAGUGGAAAAUGUACUGGUGGUGACUGCCAUCGCCAAGAACCGCAACCUGCACUCACCCAUGUACUACUUCAUCUGCUGCCUGGCCGUGUCCGACCUGCUGGUGAGCAUGAGCAACGUGCUGGAGAUGGCAAUCUUGCUGCUGCUGGAGGCCGGAGUCCUGGCCACCCAGGCCUCGGUGUUGCAGCAGCUGGACAACAUCAUUGAUGUGCUCAUCUGCGGCUCCAUGGUGUCCAGCCUCUGCUUCCUGGGCAGCAUUGCCGUAGACCGCUACAUCUCCAUCUUCUAUGCGCUGCGGUACCACAGCAUCAUGAUGCUGCCCCGUGUGUGGCGUGCCAUCGUGGCCAUCUGGGUGGUUAGUGUCCUCUCUAGCACCCUCUUCAUCGCUUACUACAACCACACGGCUGUCCUGCUCUGUCUCGUCACCUUCUUUGUGGCCAUGCUGGUGCUCAUGGCAGUGCUGUACGUGCACAUGCUCGCCAGGGCGUGCCAGCACGCCCGGGGCAUCGCCCGGCUCCACAAGAGGCAGCACCCCAUCCACCAGGGCUUUGGCCUCAAGGGUGCCGCCACCCUCACCAUCCUGCUGGGCGUUUUCUUCCUCUGCUGGGGCCCCUUUUUCCUGCACCUCUCACUCCUUAUCCUCUGCCCUCAACACCCCACCUGCGGCUGUGUCUUCAAGAACUUCAAGCUCUUCCUCACCCUCAUCCUGUGCAGCGCCAUCGUCGACCCCCUCAUCUAUGCCUUCCGCAGCCAGGAACUUCGAAAGACGCUCCAGGAGGUGCUGCUGUGCUCCUGGUGA
This is a messenger RNA of Equus caballus (horse), 954 nucleotides long. RefSeq names its product melanocortin 1 receptor (gene MC1R). Gene Ontology annotation, biological process: adenylate cyclase-activating G protein-coupled receptor signaling pathway; regulation of metabolic process. The record is from RefSeq and is marked provisional. Gene Ontology annotation, cellular component: plasma membrane; cytoplasm. NCBI's taxonomy places the organism in Eukaryota, Metazoa, Chordata, Mammalia, Perissodactyla, Equidae. Gene Ontology annotation, molecular function: melanocyte-stimulating hormone receptor activity.